AAGAUUCAUUCGUUUCCUAUGAUAGUUAACACCUAACCAAUCUAUCCAAUCAUCUUUGAUAUCGUAACAAAAAAAAGAUUAGGCAUAUAUUUUGUACAAAAUUUUAUUGUUUUAUUGUUUUAUUGUGUGUUAUAAUUUAAAGUUUAUUUCAAAUAGUGGUUAUACUGUACGUUCGACAGUGAAAUCGUCUAUGUAGGUGCUUUUUAAGGAAUGACCAAUGUUAUUGAAUAUAACAGAACGGUGAUCAAAUAUUUUGUAUUUUUGAAAAUUCGUUGUAACGUUAAAUUAAUUCACUGCAUUUGGAAUUCCAAUGGAAAACGAUUGGACUUACAAGACUAGAAAUGCCACCGAGAAUAGUGAUGAACAAUUUACCAAUAAUGAAAACCACAGUGAAAUCGUUGAUUUAUACUCUAAAAGUUCCAACUCAGUCUCUCCUAGAGACUCUUUGGUCUAUGCAGACACUAGAGAAUGUAAUGAUGAAUUUAGGACCAGUGAUCAAGUUAUUUAUAUAUCCUCAGAACUAUCGGAUUCUGAUAGUAUGAGCUAUGGAUCAGAGUGCUAUGAUAUUGAUACGACCAAUCAAUUGACUUCUGAAAAUAAUGAUGAAAAAGAACUAACAGAGUUAAUUCAAAGUGUGUUGAACGGUGAAACACCUGUUGAAGAUUCACCCAAAUGGCCUAGUAUAUUAUUAUUGCAUUCCCAAAAUUCAAUAGAAAUUUCUAAAGAACAAUUUCAGAGUAUGAUCAUGGAAAAAGCGGCAGAUAUUAUUAUCAAUAAACAUAAGUUGGGAGACCUAAUGUUUCAGACCAAAAUUAUAAAAAAAGAGCAAAAUAUAUGGUUAAGAAAAUUAGAAUAUAUAUGGAAAUUUAUCCGUAAAACACAUGAGAAACUAGAUAAAUUGGAUAGAAAACAGCCGGCUCCUACAACUAUAAAGGUUAGGUCAGUUGGAACAAAUGUGAAUAUGACACCAAUAAAUAACAUUACCGAAAAACCUUAUGAACCACGUAUGUACAAGGAUCUACCAACUAUUAAUAUAGACUGAACCAAGUAUACUGCACAAACUCAAUUUAUUUAAUUAAUACAAAUUAAUUGUAUGAUUAUCUUUUAUUAUUGACUGUAUGAUUAUAUUCAAAAUAAUUAUAAUUGACUGUUAUGGUCAACUAGUUACAAUGUAUCAAUGAAAUAUAUUUUAAUAGUUUCUAUUAAUUUAAUAACAGUCUAAAAG
This is a messenger RNA of Sipha flava (yellow sugarcane aphid), 1225 nucleotides long. RefSeq lists its product as uncharacterized. The record is from RefSeq and is a predicted model, not a curated record. Bases 311 to 1042 code for a protein of 243 amino acids. The transcript is spliced from 2 exons. NCBI's taxonomy places the organism in Eukaryota, Metazoa, Arthropoda, Insecta, Hemiptera, Aphididae.